Saitoella complicata NRRL Y-17804 is the source of this 1694-nucleotide messenger RNA. RefSeq lists its product as uncharacterized. Gene Ontology annotation, biological process: reciprocal meiotic recombination; protein sumoylation; homologous chromosome pairing at meiosis. Gene Ontology annotation, molecular function: SUMO transferase activity. The coding region runs from base 118 to 1407 and encodes 429 amino acids. Gene Ontology annotation, cellular component: synaptonemal complex. The record is from RefSeq and is a predicted model, not a curated record. The transcript is spliced from 4 exons. Lineage: Eukaryota; Fungi; Ascomycota; Saitoellomycetes; Saitoellales; Saitoellaceae.
AAACUCGCGAUAGCUAUACCUUUGUCGCCAUCUCAAAUCGUUCUUUUCUGUCUCUUUUUACGCGUUUGCGGUCAUUCUGUAUCCACGUACUCAGCGUACACUCUGCGGACUGAGUGAAUGGCGGCACCUGUCUCUGACUCCUCGACCGCUCUCAUCUCGAAUGCGCUUGCAUCGGAUCUCGUUUACUGCGCAAAGUGCUUCUUGACGGCUGGGAAUGGAUCCAGCUUCUGGCUGACGAGCUGUGGUCAUAUUGUGUGUGAGCGGUGUUUGUUUCCGGAAGGAGUGCCAUUGGAUGCAGCAAAUCGAACGCACACAUGUACUUAUGAUCGAUGUCGCUCGGCGAACGUGAGCAUAGCACCUCUCGAUGAGCAGCUACCUCAAGAUCUCAUACCCUAUUUUCGACCUCUACACGAGCUCAUUGACGAGUUUACCGGCGCGGUCAAAUUCCAGCAUGGAAAUAUACUCCGACUAGUUGAGCAUUAUCGCGGGAAGAUGGCUAUGCAGAGGGAUAUAUUGGGGAAGGUGAAGGAUGAACUGGAGAAAGCACGGGAUUACAAGAGUCAGAUUGACACACUGCAAGCGGAGAACGAGAGGCUGCGAGGACAGUUGGCUUCUGGCACCGGGGGCGGGAUGGUCCAGGAGUACGUUGGUGAAGCGGGGUAUGAAACCGGACAGAAACGCAAGGCACCGGAGCAAAGCGGCCGUAGCAUGGGCGAAGCAUUUCGCUCCUCAAUCGCAAACAUGCCUCAACCACCACCCCACCACCUCACUCCUCCCCACCCAACACCCCAAUUCCGUCCACCUCAGCCAAUCGCCCGCAUAUCACCUCAACACGCCAUUCAAGCUCAACAACAAAUACACAGACCACAGUCAACAAACCAGUUCGUCUCGCCGAUGCGCCAUCAAAAUCAGCGACUAAGUCUGCGUCCCGGUACUACAUCAAGUUCACCCCUCUCGAAUGGAAGCGGAGGAAGAGGGGGUGUACCGCAUUUCAAGAGACCUCCGAUGCCGAUGCAGCGUCCACCUGGCUCAGCAGCCCCUCACUCAUCCUUCAAUAAUUACCAACAAGCAUUCCACGCUCCUCGCUCCCUCGAUCCUAGACCCAGCGAGCCAACUCGGGGAGGGGGCCAAGUCAGUCCUUUCUUCUCAGACAGUGGUAUGGGCAAUCCCACGCCAAUGAGACAUAGGAUUGGCGUUAGUAUGGGUGGCGGUGGUGGUGGUGGUGGUGGUGGGUUGAAUAGGCCUAGUACCACGAGUUUGAUCCGUGGAGGAACGGCUGGCGGUGUUGGUGUGAGAGGAUUUGGCCGACCUGGUGGUGGAGGGCAAAUAGCGGGUGGGGGUGGGUUUCUUGACGAGAUAGGAAGGGCGGGUGGAGGUAUGAGGAUGCCGCUGGGGAGGGGGAGGUGAGUGGUGGGGUCUGACAUGGUGGAUGAUUGAGUUACGUGAGGAAUGUGGAGAGGGAGGAUAUAUGCGUUUUUCGGGGUGAAGUUAAGAUAGCCUAUCGUUUGUAUGAUGUUGUUAUUUGUCGGAAGGACUGGCGUUUGUUAUUCUCAGAUUGUAUGAUUAGAGUUGUAUUGUGAAUCUUCAUACAGAAGAAAUCGAGGUCCUCGCGGCAUCUGCUGAGUGCGUGUGUGUAGGGUGCAAAUCCAAUGUUGCAGCAUCACUCCCUCCAACGUUACUCCCGCAGAUCGUUC